GCGGAGUUACUGAGGUCUAAUCCAGGGUCCACUGUUCAGAUACAAGUGGAGAGACCUCCUGAAUUUGAGCUAGAGACACCACCUCCUGGUACGGACCUGAGACCACGAUUUCAGAGGAUCUAUAUCUGCUUGGAAGCUUGUAAACGGAGUUUCAUGGUGUGCAGACCCAUGAUUGGCCUUGAUGGAUGCUUCAUCAAGACUCCAUAUGGGGGUCAACUGCUAACAGCAAUUGGAUGGGACCCCAAUGAUCAGAUUCUGCCAAUUGCCUAUGCUGUUGUUGAAGCAGAGACGAAAGAUUCGUGGAGAUGGUUUUUGUUGAAUCUGUGUGAUGAUUUGGGAGUUGAUAAGAUCAGAUGGUGUACAUUCAUGAGCGACCAACAAAAGGGAUUGAUCCCAACUUUUGAUGAGUUGCUGCCUGGCAUAGACCACCAUUUUUGUGUCAGGCACUUAUAUAGCAACUUCAGAAAAAGGUUCCCAGGUGUUCAGCUAAAGAUUAUGAUGUGGAAGGCUGCAAAGGCAACAUAUGUCCAGGAAUGGGAGAGGAGGAUGAAGGAGAUUCAGCAGGUUGAUCAAGGAGCUUAAAAUCAUCUCAUGGAGAUCCCUGCCAAGUAUUGGAGCAAGUCCAGGUUUAAUUAUUUUCCUAGAGUGGAUACACUUGUUAACAACAUGUGUGAGUGUUUUAACUCUGUUAUUGUAGAGGCUAGAGAGAAACCGAUUGUUUCCAUGCUAGAAGACAUUAGGGUUUAUCUUAUGAAUAGGUGGUCUGAUAACAGGCAAAGUAUAGUAACAUAUGCCGGAGAAAUAUUGCCAAAAAUAAACAAGAAAAUUGAAAGGAAGUUUGAUAAGGGUGGGGAGUGGCUGGCCAUAUAUGCUGGUAGGGACAAAUAUGAAGUGUCUAGCAGUCAGGGUAAUAGAGCCAAGUUUGUUGU
Molecule: messenger RNA, 929 nt
Organism: Arachis ipaensis
Lineage: Eukaryota; Viridiplantae; Streptophyta; Magnoliopsida; Fabales; Fabaceae
Source: RefSeq, a predicted model, not a curated record